CCGGGGGCGGCGGGUCGCGCCGCCCGGGAGCCGGGUGAGUGCCCAGGGCGAGGCCGGCGGCCGCCAGAGCCACCCCCCCCCCCACCCUCCACGCGCGCCCCGGCGCCCCGAUGCCCGCCCGGAGCCCCGCCGCCGCCGGGUGCAUGCCUCCCCCGCGGCGCGCCGCUGCCGCCUGCUGCCCGCUGUGACCGCCCUUCCAGGCAGCCGGGCGCCGGGCGCCGGGCGGGCUUCCCCGAGGGCGGCGCGCGGGUGGCACCUGCGGGACCGGCGGCGGCGGCGGCGGGGCGCGGAGCCGAGGCGGAGCGGGCGCUCGCCGGAAGGAUGGACGCGGCCGCGGAGCGCAGCCUCCCGGAGCCGGGCAGCCAGGGCUCCCGGGCCGGCGACGACAUCGAGAUCGUGGUCAACGUGGGGGGCGUGCGGCAGGUGCUGUACGGAGACCUCCUCAGCCAGUACCCCGAGACCCGGCUGGCGGAGCUCAUCGGCUGCCUGGCGGGGGGUUACGACACCAUCUUCUCCCUGUGCGACGACUACGACCCCGGGAAGCGCGAGUUCUACUUCGACAGGGACCCGGACGCCUUCAAGUGUGUCAUCGAGGUGUACUAUUUCGGGGAGGUGCACAUGAAGAAGGGCAUCUGCCCCAUCUGCUUCAAGAACGAGAUGGACUUCUGGAAGGUGGACCUCAAGUUCCUGGACGACUGUUGCAAGAGCCACCUGAGCGAGAAACGCGAGGAGCUGGAGGAGAUCGCGCGCCGCGUGCAGCUCAUCCUGGACGACCUGGGCGUCGACUCGGCCGAGGGCCGCUGGGGGCGCUGCCAGAAGUGCGUCUGGAAGUUCCUGGAGAAGCCCGAGUCGUCGUGCCCGGCGCGGGUGGUGGCCGUGCUGUCCUUCCUGCUCAUCCUCGUCUCGUCGGUGGUCAUGUGCGUGGGCACCAUCCCCGAGCUGCAGGUCCUGGACGCCGACGGCAACCGCGUGGAGCACCCGACGCUGGAGAACGUGGAGACGGCGUGCAUCGGCUGGUUCACGCUGGAGUAUCUGCUGCGCCUCUUCUCGUCGCCCAACAAGCUGCACUUCGCCCUGUCCUUCAUGAACAUCGUGGACGUGCUGGCCAUCCUCCCGUUCUACGUGAGCCUCACGCUCACGCACCUGGGCGCCCGCAUGAUGGAGCUGACCAACGUGCAGCAGGCCGUGCAGGCGCUGCGCAUCAUGCGCAUCGCCCGCAUCUUCAAGCUGGCCCGCCACUCCUCGGGCCUGCAGACGCUCACCUACGCCCUCAAGCGCAGCUUCAAGGAGCUGGGGCUGCUGCUCAUGUACCUGGCCGUGGGCAUCUUUGUCUUCUCGGCCCUGGGCUACACCAUGGAGCAGAGCCACCCCGAGACCCUGUUUAAGAGCAUCCCCCAGUCCUUCUGGUGGGCCAUCAUCACCAUGACCACCGUUGGCUACGGGGACAUCUACCCCAAGACCACCCUGGGCAAGCUCAACGCGGCCAUCAGCUUCUUGUGCGGGGUCAUCGCCAUCGCCCUGCCCAUCCAUCCCAUCAUCAACAACUUCGUCAGGUACUACAACAAGCAGCGGGUCCUGGAGACAGCGGCCAAGCACGAGCUCGAGCUGAUGGAACUCAACUCCAGCGGCGCGGCUGAGGGCAAAGCGGGGUGCUCCCGCAGCGACCUGGACAGCCUCCUGCCGGAGCCCGCGGGGGAGGAGGGGCCGAGCUGGAGCAGCCGGCUGAAGAUCUCCCACAGCGACACCUUCAUCCCUCUCCUGACCGAGGAGAAGCACCACAGGACCCGGCUGCAGAGCUGCAAGUGACGGGGGUCUUCUGGGCACAGACGGACUUGGGCCAGCGGACGGAGGGGCAGGUGUGGCGGGCCUAUCAGUGACUUCCUGGGAGGGGCUGUCCUUUGUCCCCUCCACGAUCUCCUGAACAGAACUCUGGAGGCCCUCUCGGGCACCCCUGGUGAGGCUGGGUAAGACCCCUUUCUGUUGUCGGCUGUCAGGAGCCGGGGGUGGGGGGGGGGGUGGGGGAGAGCGGGGGUGUCUAGGAGUCACGGGCAGUGUGGGGUGACGGAGGGCACGGUCUGGCCGACGGCGGGAGCCCUCGCCCGGUUCUGUAUCUCCUUCAAUAAAGCCUCCUGCUCUGCGCA
This is a messenger RNA of Leopardus geoffroyi (Geoffroy's cat), 2141 nucleotides long. RefSeq names its product potassium voltage-gated channel modifier subfamily F member 1 (gene KCNF1). NCBI's taxonomy places the organism in Eukaryota, Metazoa, Chordata, Mammalia, Carnivora, Felidae. The coding region runs from base 322 to 1806 and encodes 494 amino acids. The record is from RefSeq and is a predicted model, not a curated record. Gene Ontology annotation, biological process: protein homooligomerization; potassium ion transmembrane transport. Gene Ontology annotation, molecular function: voltage-gated potassium channel activity. The transcript has a single exon. Gene Ontology annotation, cellular component: membrane; voltage-gated potassium channel complex.